AUGGCCCCUGUGAGUGAGGACACCCCUCCUGCUCCCAUGCAAACAGGCCAAGCCCGAGCUAUUUGCACUCCCGCAGCAUCCACAAAGAGUACUGAGCAAGACCUGGACCCACACCGCGAGUCUGCUAACAAUCCUCAUACACCAUCUCCUACCCUGUGUAAAAACGAUUUUUUCUCACUCCCGAACCCCAUUGGCACCCCUUGGACCACCUGCCCCACCUUUGUGUGUUUUCCUCGCUGGAACAGGGAAUCAAUUGAGCAGAACUUUGCCCAAUCAAACCCUUUGCCACGUCCAGCAGAGUUGCCCCCGGCGCCUGGCCUGAACACUGCACCUCCGUCCACAUUAUCCACAUCUGCCCCUGCCCCAUCUCUCCGGCCACACCCACAGAAUCCGGUGAUCCAUGAGCCAACAUCACGUCCAUCAAAAUACCGCUUUGCCACUGUACAACUCAAGGGUAUGGAUGAUGAUGUUGUGGGCAAAAGGGCACACCUCAAAUCCCGGGGUUCAGAUGAGGACGCUGAUGGGAGUACCAAUUACAGUGAUGAUGAAUUGGAUGAACCACCGGCUCAACAACCGGUCCCAGUGGUUCUAGACCAUGGUCUGGGUCGCACACCCAAUUUACUGUCUGGCCCAACUUUACCAUCUGUGCAGGUCACUCAAGCUUCUUCUUUCAUGCCUGCCUCAAUGUUCAGGGACUAUAUCAUCCCUCGGGGGCCACCAAAGGAGACUAGUUCCAACACAAGCCGGAAUUCAGCACAGAGUCAUACUCAAAGUUCUUUGGGUUCCACACCUUUGCGGGCUGCAAGGUCCCCAUUGGUUGAGCUGUUUGUCCCUAGCCAAGUCCUUCCGGCGCAAGAGGUAACCCGUUGGAACACCGGAUUAUCAACUGGGAUCCUGUGGUCAAUUGAGUCAGCUGACCCAAUUAAUAUUGUCACACCCCAUGUUACCUGA
Molecule: messenger RNA, 951 nt
Organism: Puccinia graminis f. sp. tritici CRL 75-36-700-3
Lineage: Eukaryota; Fungi; Basidiomycota; Pucciniomycetes; Pucciniales; Pucciniaceae
Exons: 3
Coding region: 1-951 (316 amino acids)
Source: RefSeq, a predicted model, not a curated record